This is a messenger RNA of Talaromyces marneffei, 2187 nucleotides long. RefSeq lists its product as uncharacterized. The record is from RefSeq and is a predicted model, not a curated record. Gene Ontology annotation, molecular function: RNA binding. The transcript has a single exon. Lineage: Eukaryota; Fungi; Ascomycota; Eurotiomycetes; Eurotiales; Trichocomaceae. The coding region runs from base 1 to 2187 and encodes 728 amino acids.
AUGGCUGACGAUAGCAACAAAAGACGCCGUUUAUCGGAGGAUGGCAGCUUCGAGGCCAAGUUAGUUGAAGAGAUUGUAUCAGGAAAAACCGAGACGAAUGGCGAAUCUACCGAAACACCAGCAAAGCCGCAAAUGAGGAGAGAACUGUUCGUUCGAUCUCUCCCAGCGUCAGCAACGACCGAGAAGUUGACAGAAUUCUUCUCUCAAUCAUACGUGCUCAAACAUGCAACAGUCGUUAUUGAUCCGGAGACCAAGAAAUCGAAGGGCUAUGGAUUCGUGACCUUUGCAGAUAUUGAAGAUGCCCAACGUGCAUUGGAGGAAUUCAAUGGCGCUGAUUUUGAAGGCCGGAAGAUUAAGGUUGAAGUCGCACAGCCUCGUAAGCGUGAAAUCGAUGAAAAGGGAGGCAAAAGUGUACCUACUGCAGAAUCUGUAAGACUCAAAGCGGAACGUACCAAAGAAAGAGAACAGACGGCACCACCCAGACUGAUUGUACGAAAUUUGCCUUGGACAAUCAAAGAGUCUGACCAACUUGCGGCGCUGUUCCGCAGUUUUGGAAAAGUUAAACAUGCUGUUGUGCCGAAAAAGGGCAAUGUCCAGGCAGGUUUUGGAUUUGUUGUGUUGCGUGGUCGGAAGAACGCCGAGAAAGCACUGGAAGCCGUGAACGGAAAGGAGGUUGAUGGAAGAACUCUGGCUGUCGAUUGGGCGGUGGAAAAGAGUGUUUGGGAAGAGGCUCAACAGAAUGCAGAAAAGAAAGAUGUGGAUGAAGAUGCAAUGGAGGUUGAUGCUGAAGAUGACAAGGAGACCGGAGCUAAAAAUGAUGAAGACGAAUCUGUGGAAGUUGGUUCGGAGGAGGAAGAUGAGGACGAAGAUUUGGAUGACGAAGAUUUGGAUGAGGAUGAGGAUAAGGAUGAGGACGAGGAAGACGAAGAAGAUGACCGCAAUGCUGCUACUAUUUUCAUCCGCAACCUACCUUUCACCAGCACAGACGAGACGUUAUAUGAGCAUUUCAAGCAAUUCGGACCGCUGCGAUACGCACGUAUCGUCGUGGACCAUGAGACAGAACGCCCAAGAGGAACAGGUUUCGUUUGUUUCUGGAACGCAGAAGAUGCAAUUGAAUGCCUCAGGGGUGCUCCGCGACAAGUCGAUGCUGGCAAGGAAGAUGCCAACUCUAAGAAAAACUCUACAAGCAUCAAACAAUCUGUGCUGCAGAAUGAUAUGCUCGAUCCUACCGGAAAAUACACCAUGGAAGACCGUGUUCUCAACGUUACUCUAGCUGUUUCUAAAACCGAAGCCAACAAAUUGACGGAGGAAGGUGUUUCUCGCCGAUCAGAGAGAGACAUGGACAGGCGCCGACUUUUCCUCUUGAAUGAAGGAACUAUCAACACCGCCUCUUCGCUUUAUAAGAAAUUGGCGCCAGCAGAAAUCAAAAUGAGAGAAGACAGUCUCAAGCAACGUCAAAAUUUGAUCAAAAACAAUCCUACGCUACACUUGAGUUUGACUCGAUUGUCCAUCCGAAACAUCCCCCGAGCAGUGACGUCCAAAGACCUCAAAGCUCUUGCUCGUGAGGCCAUCGUCGGCUUCGCCAAAGACGCAAAAGAAGGUCGCCGCCAGCCGUUGUCUCCAGAGGAACUAUCCCGUGACUCUGAAGAGACAAAAGGUGACGACAAACGCCGUCGUGAAAAGGGUAAAGGUCUUGUCAAGCAAGCCAAGAUUGUCUUUGAAGGGCGCGACGGCAGCAAGAUUGAUGAAAAGACUGGUGGAGGACGUAGUCGCGGUUACGGAUUUAUCGAGUACUUUAGCCAUCGACAUGCAUUGAUGGGAUUACGCUGGCUCAAUGGGCACGUUGUGCAAGUAAAGUCUAACGACGGAGAUAAAGAGAAGAAGAAGAGACUUAUUGUCGAGUUUGCAAUCGAGAAUGCUCAAGUUGUUAAGAGACGGAAAGAGUUCCAGGAACGGGCACGCACUAAGAAGGAGGAUGGAAAUGAGAGAGGCGGUGACAAUGAUAAGAGAGGAAUGAAGAGGAAGAGGCCUGAAGGUCGCGGAAAUAACAAGGGAGACAAGCCAAAAGAUAAAAAGGAAGAUGCCGGCGAAGAGGAAGACGAUGAUGAAAAGAACAAGAUUGCGAAGAGGAACCGGAUCAUUGCUCGCAAACGUCAGCAACGAAGAUCAAGGAAGGGUAAAGCUUAA